AUGCCAAUGCCAGCCGGAGCUUUGAGACCUCAUCCUCAACAUAUGAGAGGGCAUUACAACCGAUAUAAGAUUGCAAGAUUCUCUGAUAAAAUCAUGUCCCUAAAGAACUUCAAUCGAGAUGCCGCCCUCCAUAAUGAGACAUCCAAACAUUCCAGCAAACUAAUCUUUGCACCUACACGCAAAGAUGAGCAAUAUCUCAUCGGGGAGCUAGAAAGGGAAAACCUCAAUUCCAAUCCCUUCUUGCAAUUCCACGAAUGGUUUGAGCAGGCAUCAAACACGCCGGGACUGACUAUGCCCGAAGCCACAACAUUAUCUACUGCCCAGUUGCCAUCUGGCAGAGUCAGCGCACGGAUGGUCUACUUGAAAGAACUCGACAAGAAGGGCUUUGUCAUCUAUUCCAAUUGGGAUACUUCCAGGAAGGCAGAUGACCUGAAAUCGAAUAAACACGCUAGUCUCACAUUUUGGUGGAAAGAGUUGGAACGACAAGUCAGAGUUGAGGGUAUUACCGAAAAGUUGACUCAAGAACAAAGCCAGGAAUACUAUGAUACGAGGUACUACCUUUUGCAUAAAGUUUGA
Molecule: messenger RNA, 576 nt
Organism: Orbilia oligospora ATCC 24927
Lineage: Eukaryota; Fungi; Ascomycota; Orbiliomycetes; Orbiliales; Orbiliaceae
Exons: 3
Coding region: 1-576 (191 amino acids)
Biological process (GO): pyridoxine biosynthetic process
Molecular function (GO): FMN binding; pyridoxamine phosphate oxidase activity
Source: RefSeq, a predicted model, not a curated record